Messenger RNA from Penaeus vannamei (Pacific white shrimp), 924 nucleotides. Lineage: Eukaryota; Metazoa; Arthropoda; Malacostraca; Decapoda; Penaeidae. The record is from RefSeq and is a predicted model, not a curated record.
GCGUCGACUUCGAGACCUGAGAGAGCUGGCGAGGCAACGGCGAGGAGGAAGGGCGGAGAGUGAGUCUCAGACCAGACCCGAGGACUCUCCCCCAGUGUAUGAUGAGGUGGUUGGCAAUUUACCGUCCUACCAGGAUGCGCUGGCUAUGGUUCCUUCAUCUUCGACCGUUGAGGAGAUCCUGCGCGAGGACGUGAGACCCGCAGACAGCACAGCAGAGGCAGCGGCGUCCUCGCGAGACCGUGGGAGUGAGCUGGACAACAACGCUCCGACGCCGGCGACUUCGAGAGAACCUGAGAACGAAACCGGCGUCGCGGAGGUUCACGGGGCUGGGCCCAGACUGCCACGCACCCUACCGACGGCUCAUACGUCAGUCGCUCGGGAAGAAGGUCCUUCGGAGAUCCUUCAGGAACGGUCUGGUGCAGGAGGAGGGAGUCGUCCGCCAGCCAGCGAGGGAGAAAACGACCCCGCGGUAAUAGUUUCUUCGGAGUCUCAUCGGGGAAUUCAAACGCGAUUUUGAAAAAGGAGGAAGUGACUGCAAGAACGGCAGGAAAGCCCCCCGACUGGUCUGCGCAUGCGUGGUGGAGCGAGCAAGAUGGCGGUGUCUCGACAGGAGAGAAUACCGCUCUCAGUUACGUUAGGUUAGAUUUGUACUUAUAACCCGGAAAUGACGUAUAUAUACUCGUGUGCAUGUGUGCCGUACGCCUAACCGUGAAUAAUUGGGUAUGGAUGCAGUACGCGUAAUACCGGUCUUUAAAUGUCCCUGGAACGAGCAUUUAUAGAAUAUUUUAUUAACGAAACUGUUAUCAACAAUUUCACUUUAUUACACCACAUGUGAUAGUGCUUUAACGUGAGUCUACCGAUGCUCACGUUAUAGGUAAAGGUUUGAAUUGACAAAACAUGUAAUAAAUGUAUUAAUCGAAGUAG